Molecule: messenger RNA, 378 nt
Organism: Acyrthosiphon pisum (pea aphid)
Lineage: Eukaryota; Metazoa; Arthropoda; Insecta; Hemiptera; Aphididae
Product: general transcription factor II-I repeat domain-containing protein 2B-like
Exons: 1
Coding region: 1-378 (125 amino acids)
Source: RefSeq, a predicted model, not a curated record
AUGCCUGUUGCUAGACACACAAUAGAGAGGCGAAUUUCUGUUCUAAGUGCCGAUAUUUUAAAUAAUUUACAAACAAAUUUAAGCAAGUGUUUAGCAGUAAGCCUGACACUGGACGAGUCUACUGAUAUUAAAGAUAUGCCACAACCUGCCAUAUUUGUGAGGUAUGAGUCAAAAAACUUGGAGAUGAUGGAAGAACUCUUAGACCUAGUUACUUUGAAGAAUACUAAUCGGGGUUGUGACAUAAAAGAAGCCCUGGAUGGGGUUUUACAGAAAAACGCAGUGCCUAUCGGUAAUAUUGUCAGCAUUGCUACUGAUGGUGCACCUUCUAUGACUGGUACGAACCAAGGGCUUAUUGGACUAUUAAAAUUUAAAAGCUGA